This is a messenger RNA of Aspergillus clavatus NRRL 1, 171 nucleotides long. RefSeq lists its product as uncharacterized. The coding region runs from base 1 to 171 and encodes 56 amino acids. Lineage: Eukaryota; Fungi; Ascomycota; Eurotiomycetes; Eurotiales; Aspergillaceae. The record is from RefSeq and is a predicted model, not a curated record. The transcript is spliced from 2 exons.
AUGAAGGAAUCAGCCGCACCCUGUAUGUGCUGCAUACAGAAAGGCGUAGGCUCCAACCAGUUCGAUGCCUCUGGGCCAAUGUCGAUAACUCUAGACCUGUGGACCUCUGGAAAUCUGGACGGCUCUGAGGAAACUGAUGGGGCUGGAAUGUUGCACAGUUUCGGCCUUUAG